AUGCUUCGAUUCGAGCCAUCAGACUCCUCCUCUGGCAAGACAUGGCGUGAUAUCAUUGAACUUCCAAGCCAAGGUCACCAUUGCAUAGCCAACCUCGACACAGGCGAUGUUCUACAACCUCGAACCACAGUUGCACUCCCUUUUCACCUCUACAUCUCGAUGAUCCCCAAAACCCGAGCGGUCACCCUUCUCGUCCAACCUUCGAUAA
This is a messenger RNA of Microbotryum saponariae, 208 nucleotides long. NCBI's taxonomy places the organism in Eukaryota, Fungi, Basidiomycota, Microbotryomycetes, Microbotryales, Microbotryaceae. The record is from the annotation of a GenBank genome assembly.